Messenger RNA from Planococcus citri (citrus mealybug), 3115 nucleotides. RefSeq names its product suppressor of white-apricot (gene su(w[a])). The transcript is spliced from 16 exons. Gene Ontology annotation, biological process: mRNA 5'-splice site recognition; RNA processing. The record is from RefSeq and is a predicted model, not a curated record. Bases 467 to 2986 code for a protein of 839 amino acids. NCBI's taxonomy places the organism in Eukaryota, Metazoa, Arthropoda, Insecta, Hemiptera, Pseudococcidae. Gene Ontology annotation, molecular function: RNA binding.
UUGGAAGGAACGCCACCCAGGAAUGAAACAGGACUGCAAAUUGCAAUGCAACUGCAUGAAAAUGAUACAAUUAAUUUUGAAUUUAAUUUGAUUGAUUAUUCAUUAAUUAUUGAAAGAUUGUCGUUAUUUUUCAUUCUAUAAUCUUGUGAACACUGACAUUGAACCACUUUUCAUCGUGCCUCUGUGCUGGGUGCUGGAUUUCUUUGCAAAAUUUAUUUCAUUUCACUCAACAUAGAAGCGGUUUUCGAAUAAACAUAUGGUUAUGGUGUAUAAUGAUUUUUGCCAACGUUGUUGAUGUACCCAUUCUUUCACUUCCACAAUUUUCCGUUCAACAAAGUUGAGUCAUAUUACGUGGAAAAGCGAAUGCCAUGAAGUGUCAACACCGCAUUCACUAUUGUGUUUGCUAAGAUCAGUACUUAUUUACUUUCGUUUCAAUUCAGAGACCGAGCAGUCUGUAAAAUUUGAGAUGGAUAACUUUCGCUCAAUUCACGGGCAAGAUUACGGUAUCUUGCGUAAACAGGAUAGCAAAGAUGAAGAAUUAUUUGUUUUUGGUUAUUCUUGCAAAGUAUAUGAAGAUUAUGAUAAAUCUUUGUAUGUAGACCAAGGUAAACAUUUGAUCCCAUGGCUAGGUGACGAAAGUUUGAAAAUUGAUCGGUAUGACUGCCGAGGAGCUUUAAAUGAUUUAACGAAAUAUCUUCCUAAAUCAGAGAGUUUCGAUUUGCGUGCUAAUUUGAGUAAUCAGGAGAAACGGAUAGAACAGCUGUGUGAUGAAGAACGAUAUAGAGCCCUGACUACCAAUGAAGAAGAAGAAACCCUGUUUCAAGAAGAAGAACUGAAACGCUUACAACAAGCACUAAACAACGAAAAAUCGUACUCAGAAGUAGGGUUCUCUUACGAAAAUGACAAUAAAUCUCCAACUGAAUCAGUGUCUAAAGAAAUCACCGCCGAAGAAGAAACGUUUAUUCCUCCUUAUCAACUAGAUGUUCCUGUUGGAAUGAAAAUACCUAAAACCAAAAAGCACCAUGAAAUCAUCGAAAGAACCGCAUUUUUCAUUAAUGACCAAGGACCCCAGAUGGAAAUUUUACUAAAAAUAAAACAAGCUGGAAAUAUUCAAUUCAAUUUUCUUUCCUUCGAUAACGAGUUACAUCCUUAUUAUCGGCAUCUUUUGAUGGCUGUGAAAAAUGAAAAAUAUAAACCGACUUCGGCUCCUCCAGCUGAAAAAGAAUCCAUUAAUGAAGAUACUUACCUGCACCCGAGCUUGGUUCAAGCCAGUCAGCCUGUCACUCAAUCAGAACCGGCUCCUAAGAUACCAACCAUCGCGUAUAAACCAUCAGCGGAUUGUACCUACUCAGCUUUAGUGAACAGAAUUAAAGAAACGCAGACCUCAAGUUUGUUAGAAAGUAUUAAAAAGAACUAUGGUGCAAAUUCGCAGAAUUAUUCAGAACAAAAUGAGAUAUCUGCUAAAAUUGAUGGUACAGCAGGAUCCACUUCUGCACUACCACUAUCUGCUUUAACCAAAUCAGCGAGACGAAGAAGGAUAAGAAAGGAAAAACAUAAAGCAGCCGCUGCAUCGUUCAAAAUUUACUACGCUGAAGAAGUUAAGAAUCCAGAUGAAGCUGAUGAAAGCGAUGAAGAGGAUUUGUCUGAAGAAAAAAAUGAAGACACGCUUGAAGAUAAACAAGACGAGUUACCUGUUGGUGCACUAAAACCUGUGCCUGCUCCGGCUCCCGUUGUCGAGUUACCACCGUUAGAUAUGCAAUUGAUUAUCGAUAAAAUGGCAUCGUACGUGGCUAAGAACGGACGUGAUUUUGAAAGCGUUGUUCAAAAUAAAGGCGACUCUCGUUUCUCAUUUUUAAACAAAGACCACGUAUUUAAUCCUUAUUACCAACAAAAAGUACAAUUGUAUUUGCAACUGGAAAAUCCAAAUCUCUCGCCGGCUUUGAUCGAGAAAGUCUCGUAUGAUAGAACAGCUGGUAACACGUUGCACAAAUCCGGAAUUCAUCAAAACGCAAUGAAAUCCAGUAUAAAAAUGAAUAAAUUAUUGAAAUUGAAGCAACCCACUCCAAUUUGUUUUUCCAUCAAAAAACCAAAAGACCAAGAAACGCUAGAAAUAAAAAGCGCUCUACCUUAUGAAGAGAGCGAAGGUGAAGAGGAGACGGAAAACGAAGAUAGCAUCGGAGAAAACGUUGAAGAGAAAACGGAAGAGAAAGUGGAGAAAAAUGCGGAGUCUGAAGUUAUCGAAAAUUCAUCAGUAGACCAACUUAUUUUAGAAAAUACGAAAAAGCCGCCUGAUAUUACGUUGGAAAAAUGGGCUCGAGAAAGACUACAAGCUAAACUGGUCACUGCGGUGAAAGAAAAAUUAGCUGCAAAAGCUGUAAGAGAAAAAGACAAACAGCUUCAGGCGGAACGACGAAAAAAAGCCGCUGAAUUCAUUAAUCUACUUCAGAAAGAUAACCUCGUUAAUAAAACACAAGCAUCUGAAACAAUAGGUGAUUUUUCCUCCUCGAGCGCAAAAAAUGAAGCUUCUGAUGUCAUUUCUAUACCUUCGGGAUCAUCGCCAUCUGAUUCCGAUUCUGUAGUUUCCGUUCCAUUCAGUGAUGAAGACGAUAAACAAAAGCGUGCCAAAAGAAAACCCGAUGAAUCGAGUAAUGACCUUCAUGAAAAAACCAAAAAAAGACUCAUUUCUUCCGUGAAUAAUAAAAAUACGUACUCUCGUUCAAGACACCGCGACGAGGAACCCAAUCACCGCCAUUCUUCCGUUCACUCCAAGCAUUCGCAUGGAUACAGAAAGUACGACAGAGAAAGGAAACCAUAUAGUAAGAAAAAGAAACAUCGUCACUCUAGAAAUGAUAUUUCGUCGUCGAGUUCGAGUAAAAAAAGUUAUAAGAGCCAUCAUAAAAAGAAACGAAGUAGAUACUCUAGCGAAAUUUCUGAGUCAUCCAGUAGUAGUUCCAGUUAUAGUAGCGAUAAUGAUAGCAGAAAGUGAUGUACCUACCUACUUUAUGCAGUGAUAUAUUUUUUGUAAAACUGAAACGAUAGUUUCACCUAGUAACUUGACAACUUCUGUAAAUUUGUAAUAAAGAUUGCGUGUAAAAAUAAAUUUUAUUAUUAUUAA